GUAUUAUAUUAUAAUGUUCCAGGUAUCCAGUCUAUCAGACAGUAUAGUAUUGGGGACUCCAGUUCGUGGGAACAGACUCCACCUGUCCUCUCUGCUGGUCAACCUCACUCCUGAGACUUACACCUGGAGUCGCCUCAAAGCUGCCCUCUCCCUACACAGGAAGACCAAAGCGUUCCUGACUCCGAAGAGGCCUCUCUACCUGCUGUCCUCUCCUGAGGCGGAGCUAGGUGAUGUCAGUCAAAAACUGUUCUCCACACCCCGCCGCACGCCCCGCCCACCAAACCUCCGCUCAACGAUACGGGGGAGCACUCCUCUGAGUGUGUAUUCGUUAGCCGGAGAGCUGUCUGAUGACCAGAAGGUCUUUUCGGAGUGUAACCAGACAGGACCUCUGAGCUUCCAGGACUGUCUCCCAGCAGCCAGGAUGAAGCUGUGUCGGAAGGUCGGAGAGGGGACCUUCGGAGAGGUCUUCAGUACCACCAACACCUCUGGAGACGCCGUCGCUCUCAAGAUUAUCCCAGUAGAAGGAUGUGACCAGGUGAAUGGAGAAGAACAGAAAACCUUUGGAGAAAUCCUCCACGAGAUUAUCAUCUCCAAGGAGCUGAGCAGUCUAAAGGAGAAGAAACACAACCAGACCACUGGCUUCAUCGGACUAAAGGAUCUCCACUGUGUCAAGGGCUGCUACCCUCCAAGCCUGCUAAAAGCCUGGGACUCCUUCAACACACAGAGAGGAUCAGAGAAUGACCGGCCAGAUUUCUUCAAUGAGGAGCAGCUGUUUCUGAUCCUGGAGUUUGAGUUUGGAGGCAGAGACCUGGAGAACAGUAAUGGACAGCUGGCGUCGGUGAUGGUGUCUAAGAGUAUCCUCCAUCAGGUGACUGCUGCUCUGGCUGUGGCUGAACAGGAGCUCUGCUUUGAACACAGAGACCUCCACUGGGGUAAUGUGUUGGUCCAGUCCACUAAGGAGAAGGAGGGGAGUUUCCUCCUCAAUGGAACAAACCAUUCCUUAGAGACCAGGGGGGUGAGCGUACGCAUCAUCGACUACUCCCUCUCCAGGCUCGAGAUCGAUGGUCUCACCGUGUCCUGUGACAUCUCAGAGGAUGAGGAGUUGUUCCAGGGCCAUGGAGACCUGCAGUUUGACAUCUACAGACUCAUGAGACAGGAGAACGGUAACAAGUGGGGUGACUACCAGCCCCACUCCAAUGUGUUGUGGCUCCACUACCUGAGCUCCAAGCUGCUGACUAUGACCUAUAAAGGUCGAGGGGGCCGGGGUGUCAAGCAGGCCAGGUUGGACCUGCAGCGUUUCCACGACGAUGUCCUCAUCUUCCGAUCUGCCUCUGACAUACUGUACAACUGUGGCCUGUUCCAAUGAGAAAGAGAGUGUGUGUGUGUGUGUGUGUGUGUGUGUGUGUGUGUGUGUGUGUGUGUGUGUGUGUGUGUGUGUGCCACAUAUUGUUGUUGUUAGCUUGGUUAGCGGGAUGCUAAGUGGUUAGCGGGAUGCUAAGUGGUUAGCGGGAUGCUAAGUGGUUAGCUAUAGUAUUGUGUAGGAUCCAGUCGUAACCUUUUUUGGAGGUGAACUCUUCUUGUGAACAAUAUUUAUAAACCCAGAAGACUAAUGGCUUUGUAUUCUAAAAUUAAAAAGGGGUUUUGUUAUUAAACGUUGAAUAGAAUCAAUGACCAAAAA
Molecule: messenger RNA, 1678 nt
Organism: Oncorhynchus gorbuscha (pink salmon)
Lineage: Eukaryota; Metazoa; Chordata; Actinopteri; Salmoniformes; Salmonidae
Gene: haspin
Product: histone H3 associated protein kinase
Exons: 11
Coding region: 14-1366 (450 amino acids)
Biological process (GO): intracellular signal transduction; protein phosphorylation; mitotic cell cycle
Cellular component (GO): cytoplasm; nucleus
Molecular function (GO): ATP binding; histone H3T3 kinase activity
Source: RefSeq, a predicted model, not a curated record